This is a messenger RNA of Aspergillus caelatus, 1151 nucleotides long. Its product is annotated as AN1-type zinc finger protein. NCBI's taxonomy places the organism in Eukaryota, Fungi, Ascomycota, Eurotiomycetes, Eurotiales, Aspergillaceae. The transcript is spliced from 2 exons. The record is from RefSeq and is a predicted model, not a curated record. The coding region runs from base 320 to 538 and encodes 72 amino acids. Gene Ontology annotation, molecular function: zinc ion binding.
AGUCUGUUCUUCGCUUCCAUUGUCUUCCUCCGCCUCCCCGUCCUUAUCUGCCUCCUUAUCUACCGUCCUUUCCCCAUACCUCUUCUCGGCGCUUCAUCUUCCCUUCAGGACGUCCACGUCACCCAUUCAUAGCGGCCUUGCAACCUCACUCUCUUGACUCUCUCAGUCAUCACUAUCUCCGUAUUACACCGGAAACUUCGUGAGUCGCUAGCAAUCGUUCACAACAGGCCAUAAUCCGCCUGCUCCAACUCGGCGCUUAUCGGCUCUUCUCCGACGUCACCUCCUUAUCCGCCUCCCUACUUGCCACCACCUGCUCAACAUGGCUCCUCGCAAGCCCCGUUGCAACUUCAAGGAAUGCAAGGAAGCAGCUCAGCGAAUUGUUGGAGACUGCAGCUUCUGCAAUGGGCAUUACUGCUCUAAACACCGGAUGUUGGAAGCCCACUCUUGCACUGGCCUGGAGGACUGCAAGAAGGAGUCCCACGCCCGUAACGCCGAUAAGCUGAAUAGCGAGCGUACCCAUGUCAUCAAGGGCGUAUAGACGACGUCAUGGGGCCUUCUACUUUCACCUUCUUUUCUUUUGAAAUUUCUCUUUCGGUUCUUGCGCAUCGCCAUCAGCGAAACCGUUUGAUUUAGCGCGGUGUUCGAUUUGAUUACAUCAUCGCCGUUGCCGGGUUCGUUAAACAACUCGCCGUGGCCAUUAUCUCUUUCCAUUUCAAACAAUAUCUUUGGGUCGGGAGGUGUUUUUGUUUCUAUUCUUGGCUUUGGUAUAUUUACUUUUUCUCCUGUUCUUGGUAUAUGCAAGGCGUUGACACCUGUGGGGGUUUUGAUUAUACGUUUCCCUUGAAGUACAUUCUGCAUGGGGUUGAACAUCGUGUUCGGCUUUGACCGUCUAGUGGACGGCGAGUGCGGAUACGAUGCGAGACUCCCUUGAUCUCUUGUUCCUACUAUUCUGCUCUCUCCAGUCAUACGCUUGGAUAGAUUGGCGGUUCGAGCUUAGGCCGUUCCGUCCCAUUGGCGUGUCACAUAGCCAAACGGUUUUAGGUAUAUACUGCAUAUUCCAUCCACCUAUCAAAUGUUCCUUGAGCACCCGACUACUUAGCGUAAGCGGCGUGGCCGCAGGUUAGUCGCUAGCGGGACCCAGGAGGUCUAUA